AUGCUUGCUAAACGAGGUGGUGGGCUGUUAAGGUUACUACUUGCGGUAACCUUGAUUGGAGGGGUACAAAUAGUAGCUGCUACUUCCGCUUCGUCAAGUGCGACCUCGGCAACUCAGGCAAGCACAGAUGACACCACAACUGUUGCAACGACAACUGCAGUAGCGACAUCAACGGAGCCUUCUACAGAAGUGACUACGGAAGUAACAACAACUGAGGAAGUAACAACGACUGAAGCAGGAACGACUGAAGCAGGAACAACUGAAGCAGGAACAACCGAGGCAGGAACAACUGAAGCAGGAACAACUGAAGCAGGAACAACUGAAGCAGGAACAACUGAAGCAGGAACAACUGAAGCAGGAACAACUGAAGCAGGAACAACUGAAGCAGGAACAACUGAGGCAGGAACAACCGAGGCAGGAACAACCGAGGCAGGAACAACCGAGGCAGCAACCACUUCAGAAGAAUCAACAACGGAUAAAUCCACGACAGAGGGCACUACAACAGAAGCGGUUACUUCAAGUGAAGUUACAUCGACAGAAGCGGCUACUUCAAGUGAAGUUACUUCAACAGAAGCGGCUACUUCAAGUGAAGUUACAUCAACGGAAGCGGCUACUUCAAGUGAAGUUACUUCAACAGAAGCGGCUACUACAACCGAAGCAGUAAGCACCACUGGUUCUACCACUAUAACCUCAUCAUCCUCUUUCACGACCAGCACAGAAUCCUGGUAUGAAGAACUAUGGGAAGAAAUAGAGGAGUUCUUCGAGGAUCUAUUUGAUAGUGAUUCGAGCAGUAGUUCUUCUCCUAGCAUGGCAACCUCAGCUACAAGUUAUACAACCUUCACAUCUGGAAGUACUGAAAGUACUACCGCAGCAAGCUCUGCCUCUGAUAAAGAGAGCACAGCGGGCACCAGUGACAGCACUGCUGGAUCAAGUGAAACGGGAACUGAUGAAACCAGCACAGCCGAUGCAGCAUCUUUAGGUGGAUCCUCAGACACCUCAUCAACUGAGAGUGAGAGUGAGAACGAGUCGAAAGUAGCUUCUACCGAAGAAUCAACACUUACGGAGAGUGAAGUGGUAACUACGACGGAGAUGCCCGAGAAACACCUGACCCAACCACAUUUGCCAUUAUUCGAAAAAAGAGUGGAGUUAAAUGCUGAGGCAGAGGCUGGUACUGACCCUCAGUAUCGUUAUGUGAUUAGGUCGGAUCGUCAGAUAGAUGAUGACAACGCCAACGCAGCAAAAGUUCUAGCCUCAACCCAAUCUUCUAAUCACACGUAA
Molecule: messenger RNA, 1278 nt
Organism: Bolinopsis microptera
Lineage: Eukaryota; Metazoa; Ctenophora; Tentaculata; Lobata; Bolinopsidae
Product: mucin-22-like
Exons: 2
Coding region: 1-1278 (425 amino acids)
Source: RefSeq, a predicted model, not a curated record